Molecule: messenger RNA, 1133 nt
Organism: Desarmillaria tabescens
Lineage: Eukaryota; Fungi; Basidiomycota; Agaricomycetes; Agaricales; Physalacriaceae
Product: RmlC-like cupin domain-containing protein
Exons: 11
Coding region: 58-1050 (330 amino acids)
Source: RefSeq, a predicted model, not a curated record
CUGACGUUGCUGAUCAAUGCAUUUCACAUUUAAGUGCAUUGUGGCUAGCUAUGCUGCAUGUAUAAAUUUCCUGUUCUUUCUGUGACGAUCAUCACUCUCCUAUCCUUCCUAUUUUCCCCACACAGUCUCAGUACUGACACGAUGGCUUUAGCUUCAAUAUCUCGAAGUGUAGCAAAGAAAGUUUUGGCUGUGGAAACGCCAGAGGGCGCUGGAGCUCUGGUUAGGCGGAGCAUCGGUUCCAUGACUCUCAGGAAUCUGACUCCCUUCCUGAUGCUUGACCAUUUCCAUGUAUCGCAAGGAGCGGGCUUCCCUGAUCAUCCGCACCGUGGGCAGGCUACAGUCACGUACAUGUUGGAGGGGACAAGUCGCCACGAGGACUCUGCAGGGCACAAGGGUACUAUUGAACAAGGUGGAGUUCAAUGGAUGUGUGCUGGAAAGGGCAUCAUACAUGCUGAGAUGCCCGUUCAUGCCAACGGUGCACCCGACCCCCGGGGCCUACAAUUAUGGAUAGAUCUUCCGAAAGAGCAUAAAAUGGUGGAUCCAUCGUACCAGGAGUUGGGACCUGAGCAGAUUCCUACUGCAUAUCCAGAGGGUGAAGAUGGCAACGUCAGGAUCAAGAUAAUCAGCGGCAAGAGUCAUGGCGUCGAAUCGCCAGUAAGACCUCUUGGGGGUUGCUGGUAUUUCCAUGUCAUUUUUGACAAGAAGGAUACGACGAUCUUCCAGGACAUCCCUUCUGGUUGGACUGCUUUUAUCUACAUCUGGAAGGGAUCUGUUACCGUUGGAAACGACACGAUUGCUACCAAUGCAUUUCACACAAUUACACUGUCGAGCGAGCCAGAAUCGACCGGGGUUUUAGUAAAAGCUGGAGACGAUAAUACCGAAUUUAUACUGGUCGCAGGAGAGCCUUUGGAUCAAACCGUGUUUCAGUAUGGACCAUUUGUGAUGACUACUCGUGAGGAGAUACAGAAUACACUCAUUGAUUAUCAAACCGGAAGGAACGGGUUCGAAAAGGCGCACACUUGGCGUAGCGUUAUUGGCCGAGGAGCUUGAUUUGUACAGUACAGUUAUUUUCUAGUUUUUAUAGUUGUAUAGCAGACCAGUGAACGAAUAAUUGGCACAGCCACCUUCCACCU